Moneuplotes crassus is the source of this 1322-nucleotide messenger RNA. The record is from the annotation of a GenBank genome assembly. Lineage: Eukaryota; Ciliophora; Spirotrichea; Euplotida; Euplotidae.
AUAUUAAAAAUGUCAAAACCUGAAAUCGACCUUAGCAAGAUUCAAAUCUCUGAUGAAGUAAGGGAUCAGAUUAAGGUACUUGCUAAGAGACAUAAGAACUUGAUUACUGAUAGGUCUGGUAAAGAAGGUGCUGAUUCAGGCUCAAAUGAUGGGAUAUCCAUAGAUCCACAGAAGGCAGGGCUGGACACAAUGUCUUUUGAGAUCAUUUAUUACUUGUUUGGAGUCAGCAACCUUACUCUCAUGAUGAAGUACUACAACAACAACCUUGACUUGUACCUACUGAGUUGCAUCUUCUUGUCCAAAAGAAUGUUCGUGAACAACUUAAUAACUGCCAAAGAGAAUAAAACAGAAAAUUCUGUACUUUCCACUCUGUUAAUGGUGCUGAAGUCAUUCUUGACUCUAUGGUUCUUGUUUCUUCUAAUAAAGAUAUGCAUGUACUCUAGUCUUGAAUCAGCUCUUUUACUAAUUUAUCCAAUAAUUACCUGGAUCUUGAUGGUCAAGUUUACAUCUAAGAAAUAUGUACAAAACACCUUCCAAUUGAUGCCGAUUCCAACACCAUUUAAUAAGUGCCAAUUACAAAAUAUUCCCGUGAGGUGCAAGCAUCCAAAUUGCUCGAAAUCACAGGAUGACGCUAACAGUUGUAUUGAAUGAGCCCCUUUUGAGGUGCUUCAGAUUAUCAAAAAGUGCAUCUUCCACACUGCAGAAUAUGUGUGGUUCUGUAUUCUAUUACCCUUAGGCUUUAUUGAAAACAAUGAACUCAAUGCUGGGGGUACCCAGCAAGUUAUCAUCUACUUUGAUUUCAAAAGCUGUCUCAUGGCUGGAGUUUCUGUUGCUGAAAAUUCCUUAUUCCUGUUAGCAACUCUCUAUUUUUCAAAAUACGCCAGGGAGCUUAGCAAGCAUGCGAAAUACUUCGGUUACUGGAAGAAGAUAUCUGAAAAGGAAGCCAACAAAAUUAAGAACAGAGCAAAGAAUAACGAGGAUACAACUGAAGUCAUAGAGUUUAAUAAUAAGUAUUAUGUAGGCGCCUGUAAAGUCAAUAAUAUUCAUAAUAAACCAGGUGAGACUCUGACGUAUUUACUAUAUGUCCUAUUUCAUAGUCCUGAGAAGACCUACAUGACUCUAUUGAUUUGUCAAUCUAUUUGGUGCCUGAUCCAAUUAUUAUACACUAGUAUGAAAACUCAUUUCCUAUUCCCUCUGAUUCAAUCAGGGCUAUCAGUCUUUGUACUGUGGUAUGCACUGAAUUCUCAAAUAUUCAAACUUCUUUACAUGUCAGAGAAGAGGAUUUACUAGAAAUUAUUACUUCAACCAACAGAUGAUUAAAA